Molecule: messenger RNA, 5075 nt
Organism: Agrilus planipennis (emerald ash borer)
Lineage: Eukaryota; Metazoa; Arthropoda; Insecta; Coleoptera; Buprestidae
Exons: 7
Coding region: 201-1799 (532 amino acids)
Source: RefSeq, a predicted model, not a curated record
AUUGCAACAUAACAAACUCAAAUGUUUCUAGGAUUCAUUGAUUGAAGAACGAAACCGUAACCUAUCACUGCUAUCGUUGCAUAUUUAGCAACUGAGUUAUUUAGAUGUCAAAAUGGGUUUUAAAAUUUUUUUUCAUUUUUAGAUAAAGCGGUUACUAUGUUCUAAAGUGAUUGUAAUUAAUUUGUGUGCAUAUAAAAUAUAUGUCACAGAAAAUGGCUUCUAGUAACAAUCAAAACGGAUGGCUUAGCGGUCUUGGGUUCGGCCCCCCUUUAAGUUCCGUACCCGAACAACAACCAACUUCUAGUGCAGAUGUGAAUCAGUAUGAGCAAUUAGAUCGUUCUAGUGCCAGCAGCAACACACUAAAGAGAAACCCUAAAAUGGAACUAACCAAAACAGACCUGUUGAAGCUUUUAACGUACUUUGAAGGGGAAAUACAGGCAAGGGAUAUUGCUAUUGCAGCUUUAAAGUCUGAAAGAUUAAAACAAGUAGUUAAUAUAGGAAGGUAUAGACCUGUUGUUAUGUCAGAUCCAUAUUCUGCACUUCUGAGAGAUACUAUUGCUGAUGGGCCCUCAACAAAAACACCAUACAGUGAUAGUGAUAUAGCAGCUGCUGCUGAACAGCAACUGCAAGCGUUAGAACAUUUAGCUCUUCAACAAAAAAGGGCUCACCAACACAUGGUAAAUAUUUUGAGAGAGGCAGAAGCUAAACAUAGGAAAGUUAUUCAAGAAUUAGAAGAAGAAAAGUCAAAGCACGAGCAUGAUACUGCUCAAGGAGAUGAUAUUACGUAUGGUUUAGAAAUGGAAAGAACAAGGUUGAGGCAAGAGUUAGAAAUGGAGAGACAACAAAGAAAAAAAUUAGAAAAAGAACUAAAAAGGCAAGUGGAAUUGGCAGACGAAGAGAGGUCUAGACAAAAACAAAUUGUACUUCUUCUGCUGGCAGAAAGAAAGAAAAUAAUUGUUAAGUAUAUUGAAGAACGUAAGAGAAGUGAAGAUUUAGCACAGAUACUUUCAGAAGAAAAGUCUAGGAUAGAUACAAUGGCUGAAGGAUUAGAAGAAGAGAGCAAAAAGUCAUUGCAGAUGGAAGCAGAGCUUGAAAAGCAAGUUCACAUUUUUGAGACUGAUAAGAAAGCACUAAAGGCAGCUUUAGCAGCUAAAGAAGCAAAAUGCCAAGAAUUGGAGGUGGAAUUGCAAAAAUGGCAAGCAGAAUAUGAAGCUUUGAGAAACAGACUUCGAGAAACAGGAGAACCUGCUCCUCCUAUGACAAGUAGUGUAGCUAAAGUAGUUCAGCCCACUGCCACUGUAUCGAGUGUACCAGUUUCAGGCCCCACUACGGGGGUUGCUCAAUCAGUAACUUCAGGACAAACAAUUAGACAGUCCUCUGGUGGUGCUUCUACUGUUACACCAUCUAAAGUUCAAGUUAUGGGGGGUUUGGGAACUUCACCUCAAGUGAGUCAGCCGAAUAGACCAUCAACUAAGCCUGUUUUUCAUGCUCCAUAUCAGCAGCAAACAACAGUUCCUCAAACGCCUCCUAAAAAGAGUUUAUUAGUGGGGAGGGGCGUUCCACCCCCUAUACCCCCAAAUAAACCUGUGAUACCCACAAAGCAAGCCACUAUACGCAGACCAGAAAGCGCCGAGACAGAUAAAAAAAAACUUAAUGUACAGGGAAAAGAAACAUCAGGAAAACCAUCAACUUCUUCGGAUGGAUCUCGUACUAACUCGUCAGGAAUAGAAAUAUUAGGUCAAGAAUUGGCAGAUUUUCAGCAAAUGUUCGUAACUAUGGCAACUAGCAAUAAUACUUAGAGACAUUUAGUGUAUUAUUUUAACCCGUUGAUAUUGUUGGCUGUAGAAGUUCUGCAGUCUAGCAGAUGACUAUAGAUUUUAUUAUGUGAUACUGAUGACUAAAUUAUAUUUUACUAUUUUACUAAUAGUCAACCUUGGUCUGUAAUUAAGCAUUACUGCGUAAUCUCCACUGCUUUUCUAACUUUUAAGGCUGUGACAUCACAAAACUAGCAUCUUUUUUAAGGCUAGAAAACACCCCUGCUUUCCAUAAUAUAGUGUUAGGGCCAAAGAUGUAAAUCUUAUUGGUAAAAAAGCAAUACACAUAUGUACAUAUAACAACAUGAUUAUUUGACUGUUAAUUUUCAUAAUUUUCAAUUAAGUCGCGUAUAAUACAUUUCAGUUUAAUGAAACCAGUUGUUUGUCUUGAAAUUCUUUGGUCCUAACAUUAAAAAAAAUGUCUAGUUUAUGUUGCUAUAUACAGUAUCGUCCGGUUUUUUUGCUGUGAUAUAUUUUUGUCACUUCUAUUAACUCAGUUUUAAUACACGAACAUUAACCCACUCUUGUAAUAUUUUUAUGUGAAAGUUGAAACAUCUACCAAUGGUUAGUACUAUUAUUUAUAUAUUCGGUGUGAUGGUUGCAAAAUAAGGUGAAAUGCUUUUAGAGAAACCAUAUAAAUACUAAUUGUUCAGCCCUUGUGUGACGUAAUAGAAAUUAACUUGGCGCAUGGAAUGUAUUGAGUGUUAAUGAAGAGGUGCGCUGUUUAUUUAUCGUAUUGUUUAAUUUUUAAGAUCUCGUGGUAGUUCUAAAUGAUUGUUACAGCUUUAAUGGAAGGAAAAGUUAAAGCAUUUAUUGGGCUUAGGAAGUGUAAAUACUUGCGUAAAAGACUUAGGUGUAUAAUAGGUACAUCACUUAGUACAUGUUUGUAGCUAUUUAUUUUUUUGUAUUUUCAGUAUUGUUUUAUUUUUUUAUAUAAUGUCUUUUGAGGUUGGAUCGUUUAUAAAAAACGAACGUUGUACGUUAAUAGUGUUAAAGGCAGUUAAAGAAAACGUACGGUUAGAAUAUUAAUAGUAAUAUAUCCAUUCCUAAUUCUAAAAUAAUGCAGCAAAACAGUAACUACGAUACUAUACGCUUACAAAUACGGUAUUUAAAUGGAAAUUAAAACGUAAUAUUUUUAAUAAAUAAUCAACUGGAUGGGACCGUUUGGUUUCCUGCCAUAUCUAGUGAGUUAAACAUUAAUAUAAAGUAAAAAAGUGUGAGUUGCUGUUUAAAUUAGAGUAAACUCCAUAUAUAUAUGAAGUAGUGAGAAAUUGAUGUGAUUAUUAAAACAAAAUCUGAAAAUAGAAUGUAACUGAUUAAAAAUUAAAAAAAAAGCUAGAAGAAAAUAGGUUUCCUGCUGGAUGUUUAGCGGAAUAGAAAUUUGUUGAAGUGUUCAUUUUUGGGACUGAUUAUAAUGAUUUGCCUAGUGAACUUAGAAACUGGAUUAUUAUUGAAGUGCUUAUACAAACAAUUAAAUUGUAGAAGGAUAACUUAAUGAUUAGGGUUAUUGGUGCAUCAAUAGCACCCUACUGUAUGCUUAUCUUUGCUACUGUUUACUUAAUAUUUAAACUACCUAAGUCUUUUAAAUACCUAUUUAUGCAACUGUAAAACCAUAAUAUUCAGUAUAAGAUUUAGAAAUUGCUAGUCAAAAGAAUAAAUUGCGAAAAUGUCAUUAUAAAAAUAACAAUAAUGAUAACAAUCCCUUGAAAGGCAGCUUACACAUUUUACUUUGAUUUUCUUGACAAUUUGAUUAGAAUUCAGAAUCCUCAAUCAGAGGACAAUUUAAAGAACUAUAGGGGGCAUAUUUGUGGUUAUAAUUGAUGAUUAAUACAUAUUGUAUAGUAAAGUAGGUACUUUUUAAGUCAUUGUACAAAGAAUAUAAUUAAAAUAUGAAUCCUGUAGUUCCCCUAUGUGGGCAAAUAACUUUUAAAAAGAGGCGAUUGUUUCUAGCUUCUGUUCGUUGGUAAUAGUAAAAAGUUGUCUUUUAAUGUUAUUAAACAGAUUUAUUUUCCCUGUGGUAACAUAAGAAGUAACCUUAAUGUAAAUACCGUAAACCUCAAGAAGUAUGUAUUUUGAUUUUGUAUAUUUUCGAAACUUUAGUGUUAGGUUUAAGAGGUAUCCCUUCAAAUUGAAGUUGAUUACAAUAUUAUAAAUUCGAAUUUAUUUUAAUAGUACUGUUCUUUUUUAAAUUAUACACCUUGAAGUAAAUAUAAAUAAUUUGUGUAUACCAUAGCUGGACAGAGCUUUAGUACUAUUGUGCUUGAAAAAUGUGCUUCCUGUGCAUUCACGACUUAGAAGCACGUAAUUCAAGCCGUUUUAUGAAGAAAUGGAUUACUUCAUAAAAUUGUUUUGUAAGCUUUAAUCUCUUUCAAAGUGCUUAAGUUUUGAACUCUAAAUGGUUUUUGAAGUAGUUGAUAACUCGAAGUCCUUGGAUUUUAAAUUAUAAUUGGGGCUUCAAGGAGCAAAGCACUUUAAGCAAGGGUUUAGGGCUUGGAGCUUUUUUGAUGAGAGCUUUGUCUACCUUCUGGUGUGUACUAACAAAUACUCGAAUAAAAUAUCUAAUGGAAGAUCUGUCCCCUAUUUAAUAUAAACCAAACAUGCACAAGAAAUUUUAAGAAAUUGUAUAGAUAUGCUGGUACUUUUUUGAUAAACGUAAUUUUUUGGACAUUGCACAAAUUUCAACGGACAAAUAUUUGCGGUUUUGAUGAGGGUGAUAAAUUUCUUGCGCAUUCAGUGUAGCUCUGCCUAAGUUAACAAUAGAGUUGUAUGUAUUAGCAAUGUGAUUCACGAGUACCUUUGAAAAUAAUGUACUUAAGGGGGCUACUUAAAAAGUGAACAAUUCCAAGUAGUGACACAGUACAGUUUGUUGUAAUGUCAGCUAUAAUAUAAUACCUUAAUCUAAAAGGUUCUUCCCUGGAAGGUAAACUCAUGUUUUUAAUUACACAUACACGCGUUUACCUUCUCAUACAUGUGUAUUAGUAAAUAGAUAGCUUAGAUGUAUUUUGUAGUUUUCUUUUUCGUUGUUACCUCAGUCUGGUGUACUAGCCUAAUUUUGUAAAUUUAUUUAGUGUAAAUAAUAAACGCAGGUUUAAGAAAUGUAAUGAGAAGUAACAUCUGAGAUGGAAUUUUAUAGAAUUAAGAUAUUUUUACAAGUUAAACUGAAUUCUGAUUUUAGGUUGAUUUUAUAGUUUAUUUAAACCAUUCUGCUUCAUAUGUUCUCGUGUAUAUCAUAUUUUGUACUUAUUAAAACACAAAACUUAA